GUAUCAAGACUAAACGUAAAACGUGUUGAAUUGUGAAAACAUGGCGGACAAAUCGCUGGAUGAAAUCAUCCAAGAGAAAAAGAUAGGUGGUUCGAGAGGCCGCGGACGUGGUCGAGGAACAUUUCGUGGGGGUAGAGGCAGCAACGCUUGGCAGUCGGGCAGAGGGAGAGGGGGUGGUCGUGUCCAGAAACCUGUGGGGGGCGGCAACUUCCGAGCAUCCAUGCCCAACAGGGCUCAGGUAGUCCAGUCGCUGACCAGGCAGAAGGUGUUCCGGCCCAGCCAGGCCAUUGCGGUGACCGUGCCCGAUGCCCGGGACAAGCUGAUCCACAAGGCCAGGCUGACAGACGCGCGGGAGAAGCUGAACAAGAAGGCACAGCUGGUAGAUGUGCGAGUGAAACUGAACGCCAGACGGCAAAAGGGCCAACAGCAACAGCAGCAACCGCAGCAGCAGCUGACAGGGACUGAUGGUACACCUGGAUCCCAGCUACUAAACCCUGGAAAGAGAAAGCUGACAGAAAUCACCAUCAACAAUCCCUCAGCAGCCAAGCAGCGUCAGAUGACGGGGCCCACACAAUUCACCAUCAGCAACCCACAGACUAAGACACCCAAGGCCAAGGUGGGAGCUGACAGUGGGGGGGUGUCAAUCAGCACGGACGGACUACAGGUCACCACUGUCAACAAAUCGGCACAGAAGAGACAGGCCAAACAGCAGACGUUACAACUGCAGCGCACCGUACCAGUGGAGGAUAGUUUGGAGGAUGAUCUCAUCUUCCAGCCUGUGUCAGCGAAGUUCAAGAAGAUUGCAGCCCAGGCACCUCCUCUACGUGUACCACAACCGAACAUUAAGACAACCAUCCAGGAUGUAAGGCAUGAUGUCCUUGGCUUCUCUGCACGUGACCUUGGCAGCCCCUUCCAAUUGGGGAAUGUACAACAGACGGCUGCACUGCAGCGGGUGGCAUCCCAGGAUCCUCUGUCAGUUGCUGCCUCGACUCAGGGUACCAGACUCAUUGUCAGUAACCUCCAUUCCAGUGUCUCCGAAGCAGACAUUAAGGAAUUGUAUGGAGACGUGGGACCAUUGAAGAAAGCACGCCUGGUACGUUCAGGCCUGGCCGAGGUAGUGUACAUCAAGCGGGAACAUGCUCUUGAGGCCAUUGCUCGGUACCACAACCGUGAGCUGGAUGGGCUGCCCAUGCAGUGCAAGCUAGACACCAGCACCGUACCCGAGGCUGCCGGCGGCAUUCACAUCCCCGUCUCAGGAAAGCGCAUUUCCAUGAAUGAGAGAUUCAAAUUAAUUGGGGCAGGUGCAUCUGGGACUACCGAUUUCUCUCCCUCAACGGUCGGCAUGAGAUCAGACGCAAUGAGCCCCAACAGUGACCCCAUCGAUGCCACAACCAUCCACAAGGCACUGUUCAAAACGGGAGCCUCAUCAGCAGCUUCGUCGCGGCCGGUGGUGUUCACGGUGAAGAUAUGAGGAAAAGCCCCAAACAGUGCAAGGAAUACAGCUUGGACCAGUCCUCACCAAAGCAAAGGGAGAAAUGGACUUCAGUUGGGUCUGUUUGAAAUACCCCAUGCAAUGGCUUAGAGUCAGAAGUCAUGCAUGGCCGUCUGUCUUUAGCACAAGGCUGUUAUUCGACUCCAUGCCUGCUUCAAUAGUUCAUAGUUGUAACCUGCAUCCUGAGGUGCUCUUGUUGUCCUGGCAAGUGUUUUACAAAAUAUAUGUACAGGAAGCCGUAACCAUCAGUAUGUACAUGUACUUUCAAGAUUUUGGGAAAGCAGCCUUGUAAAUGGUAAUUUCUGGUUAAACAAUAACUUUUGGGCUGCCUUUGAGUUGCACACACCAGUGCAGUCAUCCUUGCUGUCUGUAACAACUGGUAGAUGGGAAGAGAUGUCCUCACCAGCAUUAGCAAGGUCUUCUCUUUGCAAAAUGUUGUAGCAGCAAUGAUGGAGAUUCUACAUGAACAUUAAUACGCAUUGCUGCAAGUCCAUCCCUGCCCGUGCAAUAAGUGCAUUGUGUAGCUCAAAUUAACCCUAACCCCCCAAGUGUUGCUGGCCCUAACCUUACCCAUUCACACAAAGUUAAACACCCAUAUGGGACU
This is a messenger RNA of Acanthaster planci (crown-of-thorns starfish), 2096 nucleotides long. RefSeq lists its product as uncharacterized. The record is from RefSeq and is a predicted model, not a curated record. Gene Ontology annotation, cellular component: nucleus. NCBI's taxonomy places the organism in Eukaryota, Metazoa, Echinodermata, Asteroidea, Valvatida, Acanthasteridae. Gene Ontology annotation, molecular function: mRNA binding. Gene Ontology annotation, biological process: mRNA export from nucleus.